GUCGAUGAUUAAUCUUUAUGCCAUGUCCUCAAUCGGCCAGCUUUAGUUGUGCUUUAUUUCAACAAAGUGAAAGUUAGGCUAUGCAGCUAUAGGCCUAUGCAUCACAUAGGCCCAACAUAUGUAGGCUAUACAAUUAAUGUAUGGUACAAACUUGAAAGAUGCAGGUAAAGACCCGGGGAAGACACUUGUAUGCACUGGUUUUGCUCAUUGGAGCAACAUGAGAGCGCAGUCUUAACGGCCACAGGAGCGCAUUGGACGGAUUAGAGGAGCGGCGGCGAGGGUCAUCAGUUGCGAAACAUCUCUCAUCCUGCCGUCCGCUCUGACUACAGUUUGGGAAUGAGCUGAGCUGCAUGCAUAAUAACACCGCACAGAGAAUUGGAUACAUUUGCGCGCUGUCUGUCUCUCGCUUUAUCUGAAGCAAAGGCAUUCUGGCGAUGACAUCAUAAAAACACGUGGACCAAGGGUUCACUGUCAGAGUAUAGUGAUGGGACUUAUCUCGUUGUUUGGUUCUUUAUGGGGCUCAAACUAAACUUCUGAGAAAAGUUGUUGUUUUUUUAAACGCUGCUGCGUUUGUGCAGAGGGGAGAUAGAGAUGUCAUCUGGUCAAGGACUAUUGAACGUCUUCUCCUGCUCCACUCCAGCCUCCAAAGCCAUCUCCAAAAGGAAGUUGCGACAAACUCGGAGCCUGGACCCUGAUAUUAUAAGGAAAUGUGGCACAGAGACAGAUGGAACCCGUGGGGACCGCUUGGGUUUACCGGGUUUGCGCGUUGAGGAUGCAGGUGCGUUUUCAUCCUCGCCAAGCUCCCCUGAGCACCAGGUUGCGUUGAAAUCAGAUCCCCGUUCCAGAAAUCUCAGGGUGAAACAACCCCUUUCGUCUUUAUCUGGUCCCUCCACACCCUUGGACAUCUCCCCGACAUCAAACUUUCCCUUUGACUAUGACGUGACUGUGAGGGGCACAAAGCGGAAUACCGCGUGGGAUUUACCGUUUCUGGUGAGGAGCCCCAGCGUCACUCCAACUGGGAGCACGAACACAUUAUUCUCACCGCGGAGAUGGCUUCAGAAGAAGCAGCAACAGUCCAGUUCUCACGCCUAUAUCGUUUGGAAGUCGGAGGGUGACUUCACCUGGAACAGCCUGUCAGGGCGGAGUGUACGGCUGACGCCGACGGCCAUCCAGAGCCUGUCGGAGCUGGAACGGACCUGGCUACAGGAGGUAGCCUUCAACAGGCUCCAUCAAGACUAUGACCUGGGCUGUCAGAUCACCAUCCCCAAAGAUGGACAGAAAAGGAAGAAGUCGCUGAGGAGGAAGUUGGACUCUUUGGCGAAAGAGAAAAAUAAAGAUAAAGAAUGCAUCCCCCAGGCCUUCGGUAUGGCCCUGUCCCAGGUAAUCGCCAACGACCGGACCCACAGGCAGCGCCAGGACGGCCUGCGUCAGGACCCUCCUCACAGGGAGGAGCAUAAGGACCCGUCGGACCUGGUGUCGUCCAUCCUGCAGUUUGCCACCAAGAGGUCCACCAAUAAGGAGCUGUCCAGCAGUAACUCCUCCCUCAGCUCCACCUCGGAGACAGCUAACGAGUCCACGUCGCCCAACACGCCCGAGGCUGCCCCGCGGGCGCGCAGGAGGGGGGGCAUGUCAGUGGACUCCAUCACAGACCUGGACAAUAACCAAUCCCGCCUGUUGGAGGCGCUGCAGCUCUCUCUGCCCGCUGAAGCACCCAGCAAGAAGGAGAAGCACCGGGACAAGAGGAUGAGCCUGAACCCUAUCUACAGACAGGUGCCUCGCCUAGUGGACAGCUGCUGCCAGCACCUGGAGAAGUAUGGUCUUCAGACGGUGGGGAUAUUCCGAGUGGGGAGCUCCAAGAAGAGAGUGAGGCAGUUGAGGGAGGAGUUUGACCGGGGAGUGGACGUCCAGUUGGAUGAGGAGCACAGUGUCCACGACGUGGCCGCGCUGCUCAAGGAGUUCCUCAGAGACAUGCCUGACCCUCUCCUCACCAAGGAGCUCUACACUGCCUUCAUAAACACCAUGUUGCUGGACUGUGAGGAGCAGUGGAGCGCCACCCAGCUCCUGGUUUACCUGCUGCCAGCCUGUAACAGCGACACGCUGCACCGCCUCCUGCAGUUCCUCUCUACCGUGGCCAACCACGCCCACGACAGCCAGGACAAAGACGGACAGGAGGUGACGGGGAACAAGAUGACCUCUCUGAACCUGGCCACCAUCUUUGGUCCCAACCUCCUCCACAAGCAGAAGAGUUCAGACAAGGAGUUCAGUGUGCAGAGUUCGGCCCGUGCAGAGGAGAGCACUGCUGUUAUCGCUGUCCUCCAGAGGAUGAUCACAACCUUCCACUCCCUCUUCAUGGUGCCCCCCGACCUGCAGAAUGAGGUCCUAAUGACUUUACUGGAGUCUGAUCCUGAUGUGGUAGACUAUCUGCUCAGGAGAAAAGCAUCACAGAGUCCGGACGUGUUGCGAUCGGAGGAUCCUUUCUCCCUGAGCGAGAGGCGCUCAUCCAGUGACUCCAACAAGGUCUCCAGUGGAGAGCUGUCCCCCUAUGACAACAACUCCCCCAUCCUGUCUGAGCACCCGGGGGAAGGGACCAGCCCAGGGUCAGAGAGGCUCUUUCAUGUCCCAGAACAGUACACCCUGGUGAGGCAGGUGGAAGGACGGACACGGAACCCCCAUGGGUCCAAUCCCUGGGUCUCAAAAGAGGAGCAUGCUAAUAUCUGGGGAGCCUGGCAUUCCACUCUGAAACCAGGGCUGAAGGACCAGCCUUAUGCAGGUUCCCAUAGUAACAUGUCGGAGGGCAGCUCACGCAGCUCCCAGGAAGGACUUGACUGUCUCCAAGGCGAUGCCAGGCAGGUGGUACGACGGACACAGACCUCGCUGGGCGUGGCUGAGUGCAGGCCCCACCCCCCUGUGACACGUGUCUGCAGCAGCCCUCACGGCGAGGUGGGACGGCCGCUCCUCCUGCUGAGCCUCAAUCCUUUGACCCCACCCCAUCCGCACCCCGACAGCCAAUCAGCAGCCAGCAGCGCAGAGGACCUCCCCCAGGGCAUUAGACACCAGGCUAUCCCCAGCCCUAACUCUGCCCACUCGGGUCCCGCCCUCUCAGGGCGUCCUCCCCCUCCCCCGUACAGCGGCUCGUCCUCCAGGCUCUCCCCUGCUGCCUCUAAACCAGCCCAGCCUGUCUCCCCCUCCCCCGCAGCACCCCUUCACCAGCACCCCCUGCAGGGUGGGAGGCCAACGGUGCCACAGAACUCAGCCUCCCCCACCACUUACAGCAUGGUACCCAUGAGCCAGGAGUGGCAGGACUGGCAGAGGGACAGAUGGCAGAUCUGGCAACUCCUGUCCUCGGAAAACGCAGACACACUCCCAGAGACACUGGUGUAAGCUGGACCAUCGGACCGUGGGGUAGUGUUAGCCAUCCCUUCCUCCAUCCCUCCCCUCCGUCCUUCCCCCCAAACAUGGACGCCAUGGGGUUGUUUACAUGUGCAGCUGCUGCCUAUACUACGGACUUGGUACGGAGUCACAAGUGUUUCCUGUUUGCUGUGUAUAGAUCCGCGAUUGAUGUUGUAUCCUGGGGACCCCUUUGCUUGUUAUUAAAUACUCUCUCUGAGCUGUUUGAGAGGAUCAAAACUAACUGUCAGCAAGACAUACCUCAAACGUCAAGUUUAUCAAUUUGAUUCACAGUUAUUACUGCAUGUCCACAUUUCGAUAAGGCCCCAGUUUAAAUUGAACUGAAUGUAAUAUGUAGAGGUGACUUUUGAAGACAGGAAGGUUUAACAUUUAUGGCAACAAUUGAUAAGCUACAGUCAAUUUACAUGACCAAUCCUACCCUUAUAUAUUUACUGAAGUCAUCACAUAUAUUAGUGAUCGCUGCUAAUUAUUCAGAGAGUAUUUACUUGCUGAAAAUAUAUCCCGGUAAGUAUCGUACGAGUUUGUAUGAACAGAGUUUUAUUCAAUGUCAGUCACCAAGUAACAGAGCCCACAGUACAGUUUUUGCAACAGUUUCUAUAUAAGCAUUCUAAUGCAUUUUAGGUCUGCCUAGCAAACCAAAAACCUUUUACAGGCUGUCUAAAUGUUUGUGUUGUGUGGUUUUAACACGGUUUAAAAAGAUAACGUCUGUCAAAGCUUCUAAAAGAAAACUAUUAUUGCGAUCAGUACAGUAAUGUGCCACGUGCCAAAGUUCCUUUCCUCUCUCUUUUCAUCAAAUGUUUUUUGGCCGUCUAUAAAGUCUCAUCUGCUUUCUCUCAUUCCGUAGUUAACAUUGUUCUUUUAGCUUUUGGAUUUCACUUCACCAUGGUUGCUACAGCAUGGCUUAUCGUACAAGGUCAAAUCAACAUGAUUCAUUCCAGUGAUCUCCCUCAUUCCAUUAGGUGGUUGAUGUCAAGGUGAAUGGCUGCAUAGGAGUAUUUUUGGAAGCAGAUUAAAAAGACAAGUUCAUUGCUGGCCUGACAGGUUCAUUACUUUACCUCUCACUGUAUUUGCCUGAUUGAUAUGGGAUUUCAACUAGAUAUUUGCACUUACUCUACUGUGGACUCUGGGAAUUGCCCAACUUUUUGGGGGUUCCUCCUUUUCAACAACAAAACAAACACGUCUCUUGCUUUUGUCAUUACGUGCACUGUCUGCCUCUAUAACUUACCUUUUUGCUCCCAAAUACAUUAGUAGUCUCCGAUCAUUUCCCAGUUUUGUGGAUAUUUGCUGGCAAAUAUUGCACACUUUCCAAAUGGUAGUUUGGGUGGUUAUGUUUGUUUCAAUCCGUCCACAUGUCAGAGGAAUUUGAUGUGUGAUAGACAUUGGAAUUAUUUACAAGGAUUCACACAUUUCUACAUGUCUUUGCAGUGUCCCACAAAAUGACAGGACUUGUUUCGAAAACGUGUCCCAUCUUUACUUCUAUAAAAAAAACGCUUUCAACAGCUUGUGUUUCUAAGCCCUAUUCUGAAUGUCUGUGUGUUUGGAGUCAAGUAUGCCAUAGAUCCAUGCUCUUUGAAAAUUAUUUGAUACCCCACAUUGCUUUGUGGUUGUCAAUGAUUUUUUUUUGUAGCAUGUCAUCCAAGAUAAUUUUUUUUCUUAAUAACUAUCAUGUCUGUUCAGUACUGUAACAUAUGAAAUAACAAUUUUUACUCCCCCCAAAAAUCUACAAACACAUGUAUAAGGCCCGAGUUUUGACCUGAUGUCAGCUUUUGUAUUGUGUGUCGUCUUAAAUAUGCCAUGGUGGAAUUAAACGUGAAAGAAGGUG
This is a messenger RNA of Oncorhynchus kisutch (coho salmon), 5230 nucleotides long. RefSeq names its product rho GTPase-activating protein 6-like. Gene Ontology annotation, biological process: signal transduction. The transcript has 13 exons. The record is from RefSeq and is a predicted model, not a curated record. Bases 592 to 3381 code for a protein of 929 amino acids. Lineage: Eukaryota; Metazoa; Chordata; Actinopteri; Salmoniformes; Salmonidae.